Molecule: messenger RNA, 420 nt
Organism: Tribolium castaneum (red flour beetle)
Lineage: Eukaryota; Metazoa; Arthropoda; Insecta; Coleoptera; Tenebrionidae
Product: gem-associated protein 8
Exons: 2
Coding region: 1-420 (139 amino acids)
Biological process (GO): spliceosomal snRNP assembly
Cellular component (GO): SMN complex
Source: RefSeq, a predicted model, not a curated record
AUGGAAGAUGUGGUUGAUAUUAUUGGCAUGGAGUGGACGCCUGUUUCGUCUCCGGCGACAGAGGUCGCUGAGUGGCACAAACAGGAGCAAGUUGCUUACUGGAAAUCACGGGCUUUGAGCCUCGAAUAUGAAAAUCAAAUGUUAAUUAGACACCUUCGUAAUGUUUAUGCGAAACAAACGGAGGAUUAUGCGAAUUACGUGAAGGAGCAAGGGCAGAUUGAAGAUGCUCCCGUGGAAGCCGAAACGGGGCCCGUUGGGCGAAAAAGGCGGGAAGAGAUGGACAAGUUGUAUGGAAAAAAGGCCUCGAAGAUAAUGGGAAUGGAGACGGCUGUUCAGUUGAAUUACGACCUGCAUUUGGAGGACGCUGGGAAGCUGGCGCAUUGGCCCCACACCCCUUUAAAUUUGAGAUUUGAUGCUUGA